AACGUAACUUUUACUGAGAGUCGGUUUGGAGAAUCCUGGAGAACCACCGCACAAAGAGGCUGCUUGGAAUACACACAGAGAGAGCUUCACACUCCAACUAACCUGCUCAUCCUCUCUCUGGCUGUGGCCGACCUGCUUGUGGGACUGAUUGUUAUACCACUGAUGGGCAUCAGAUAUAUUGAGACAUGUUGGUACUUUGGAGAGACAUUUUGUUCUUUGUUUCCAUUUAUUCUUUAUACUGUUGUUUCGGCAUCUCUUGGUAAUUUAGUUUUUAUAUCUAUAGAUCGUUACAUUGCUGUGAAAGAUCCUCUGCAAUAUUCAACAAGGGUCACCACCAACAAAGCUGUUUUUUGUAUUAUUUUAAUCUGGCUGUGUUCAAGCAUAUAUUCGGUUAUCAUGUUAUACAAUGCUAUUUUUCAUACAGAGAACCCAAUGAGAUGUUACGGGGACUGUAUUGUUACGGUCAAGUUUGAGUAUGUUCUCACAGACCUCGUCGUUUCAUUAGUAGCCCCUUGUUCAGUAAUAAUAUCUUUAUAUGGGCAGAUCUUCUGUGUAGCAAAAUAUCAAGCUCGGCUCAUAAACUCUGUCACUAAUGCCAGCAGGUCGGAAAAAAAGGCAGCAAAAACACUGGGGAUUGUUAUAGCAAUUUAUCUUCUCUGUUGGAUACCAUAUUACAUGGCCUCUCUUUUUCCAGGAUAUGAUUCAAAUGAAUCAACUGUAAUGAACAUUAUGUGUUGGAUUAUGUAUAUGAAUUCUUGUAUGAACCCCCUCAUCUAUGCACUAUUUUAUAGAUGGUUUAGAAUAUCAAUUAAACACAUUCUGUCCCUGAAAAUAUUCGAACCGUCAUCAGAAUACUUAACUCUGUUCCCUGAGGUAAAUGAUCAGUGA
Molecule: messenger RNA, 888 nt
Organism: Pimephales promelas (fathead minnow)
Lineage: Eukaryota; Metazoa; Chordata; Actinopteri; Cypriniformes; Leuciscidae
Source: RefSeq, a predicted model, not a curated record